UAUCUUCUUGCACACCACCGCUAUGGCUGCUCCGUGGUUCAAGAACUCGGCUCGUCCCUCCGCACACUGACACAACAGAUCAAGAACCACCAUCGCCAUCUCUGGACCUCUCCUCUCUGAUGUGAAGCUCUCGUCCAUGAGAAGCUCGAUGAUCACAGAGAUUACUCCAGCUUCCACGGCCUUGUGUCUGUUCCUUCCCCAUGGGCAUAUGUUCACCAAUAUAUGCAUGGCAGCUUUGGUCGCCUUCUGCGAGAUCCGGUCGUCCAAGAUCUGGACGACCUCAGUGAAAACCUCUGGCUUGAGAGUCAUACUCUGCAUUGGAUCCGCUACUUCGAGAAUGUUCUUGAGAAGCAAAGUUAUUCCGGUAGAGACUAUCACUGGAUCUUUCAUGAUCUCCAAAGAGAUAGGACAAAGGAAGAACGGAGGAAUCUCGAUCUCUUCAUCCAUUAUUCCUCCGGACAUAUGA
This is a messenger RNA of Arabidopsis thaliana (thale cress), 466 nucleotides long. RefSeq lists its product as uncharacterized. The record is from RefSeq and is marked reviewed. Lineage: Eukaryota; Viridiplantae; Streptophyta; Magnoliopsida; Brassicales; Brassicaceae. The transcript has 2 exons. The coding region runs from base 137 to 466 and encodes 109 amino acids.